AUGAACGAUGAUGUCAUGUUUGUGCUACUUCGGAUUGGAACAAGUGUAUGGUUCAUGGAUGAUGAUGAUCGUUCCUUGGUCAUUCCAGAGACUUCCUUCCUCCCCCACACCAACACCAGCAACAUCAACAGCAGCAACAGCAAGUACAACAGCACCAAGAAGACAAGUCUCAAUCGAGAAGUGGAAAAGGAAAAAAAAGAGAAGAUAAACAGCAGCAGCAACAACAACAAGUCAACAGCCAAGAGUCCUCCUCUCCUCCGACCCCCCUCCUGGCCUCCAACUGCCAGGGCCAGUCUUUCUAGUGUCUUUGUCCACCAACCACGAGGAAUCUUCCUUUUCUAG
Molecule: messenger RNA, 342 nt
Organism: Puccinia graminis f. sp. tritici CRL 75-36-700-3
Lineage: Eukaryota; Fungi; Basidiomycota; Pucciniomycetes; Pucciniales; Pucciniaceae
Exons: 3
Coding region: 1-342 (113 amino acids)
Source: RefSeq, a predicted model, not a curated record